Messenger RNA from Hypomesus transpacificus, 3355 nucleotides. It is a transcript of the gene keap1b, whose product is annotated as kelch-like ECH-associated protein 1b. Bases 1141 to 3039 code for a protein of 632 amino acids. The record is from RefSeq and is a predicted model, not a curated record. The transcript has 7 exons. Lineage: Eukaryota; Metazoa; Chordata; Actinopteri; Osmeriformes; Osmeridae. Gene Ontology annotation, molecular function: protein binding.
CUUCUGUAAAAGUCCUCUCCCGCUGGGUGAUAUUAACCACUAGUUCGUGUCUAUGGAGCCAAACCAUGUCGUCUUCAGGCCAGCUCUUAUUUUGACAUCGAGACGAGACUCAUACAAUGCUUAGUCAUGGUGAGUUACAGCUUUCCACCGAUCCUGUGUGGUGUUCAGACAGCGACAGAAGAACGGACUGGAGCUUUGUACUCCGCUAAUCCUACUGCUUUCCAUGAAACGCACCAGUGCAAGCAGAUUCCAAAGCUAGGUGACUUCUAGGAAAUCCAGCACACCGACCCUGCCUCAUUCCUUCGGACCUCUUGCGACGCCUCCCUCGAAUGCGGCUUCUCUCUCUCUCGACAGAGUUUACGACCCUCUCUCCUCUCAGAUCUUGGCAAAGCCGGAGCCUAAAAGAAGUCUUAAUUAAUACUGCUAUUAAAAUGCGGUACUAAAUUUGAUUCCCCCCCACCCGCUCCUUCCAGCAGAAAAUCAAUAUGUUAUUUUAACCUGCCGUUGCAUAGUCCUGACUAGCUGAAACGUGCCCCUGUGGGACCUUAUUCCAUUGAACGACCCAGUGGUUUUUUUACACAUCCGACUGCUUCAGGUUUUUCCCCUGUUGCUAUAGUAAACACUUGUGGUCAAACAAACUAACUAUAUGACUUCCUGAGGUCCUGUCACACCUGCUCUAUUAUUCCUUCCCAGAAGACCUCUCAGUACCUUUUUGAUUUCUCUUGUUCUCCUUUGCACUGUUUUCCCAAUUUCAUAAGACGAAGGUUUCCCCUUAGACAGAGCGAAGGGGGGCACGGAAAUUCCGAAACACAAAACAAUUGAAUGAUGCAGUAAAUCCAAUUGCAGCUCUGGCCAUGUUGUAGAACACAAACAACCAUGACUGGCAGUUAACACCACAGGUUUUUUUUACUGUUGACUUUUAAACCCCAAUGUUACACCAUGGCUGGACUUGUGAGAUAAGUUGGACUCCAAACAAAAACCCUUGGACUUUCAUAGCUUUUUCAUCCCUUUUUUUUUUGGUGUGGUUAGUUUGAACCUUUUUCCCCUUACUUUUGCCCUCUGCCACCUGGCGAGCAAGGAUAUGCCUGUCAACGCGACCCGCGGUUGUUGAGGACGCGCACACCGGAGAAAGGGGGGGAUAUGACGGAGAGCAUGACCGAGUGCAAGGCGCUGGUGACGCCGUCCACGCGCAACGGCCACCGGGUCUUCAGCUACACGCUGGAAAGCCACACGGCGGCCGCCUUCGCCAUCAUGAACGAGCUGCGGACGGACGGGCAGCUGUGCGACGUGACGCUGCACGUGCGCUACAACGACCUGGACGCCGUGGACUUUGUGGCCCACAAGGUGGUGCUGGCCUCGUCCUCGCCCGUCUUCCGCGCCAUGUUCACCAACGGGCUGAAGGAGUGCGGGAUGGAGGUGGUGCCCAUCGAGGGGAUCCACCCUCGGGUGAUGGAGCGGCUGAUUGAGUUUGCCUACACCGCCAGCAUCUCCGUGGGGGAGAAGUGCGUGAUCCACGUGAUGAACGGCGCGGUCAUGUACCAGAUCGACAGCGUGGUCAAGGCCUGCUGCGACUUCCUGGUCCAGCAGCUGGACCCCAGCAACGCCAUCGGCAUCGCCAACUUUGCCGAGCAGAUCGGCUGCACCGAGCUGCACCAGAAAGCCCGCGAGUACAUCUACAUGAACUUCAGCCAGGUGGCGACGCAGGAGGAGUUCUUCAACCUGUCCCACUGCCAGCUAGUGACCCUCAUCAGCCGCGACGAGCUCAACGUCCGCUGCGAGUCCGAGGUCUUCCAGGCCUGCGUGGCGUGGGUGCGCUACGACCACGAGAACCGCAAGCCCUUCGUCCAGGCGCUGCUGCAGGCGGUCCGCUGCCACUCCCUCACCCCCCACUUCCUCCAGGCCCAGCUGCAGUCCCUCGAGUGGGACCCCCAGUGCAAGGACUACCUGGCCCAGAUCUUCCAGGACCUCACCCUCCACAAGCCCACCAAACUCAUCCCCUGCCGGACGCCCAAGGUCCCCCAGCUCAUCUACACGGCCGGGGGCUACUUCCGCCAGUCGCUCAGCUACCUGGAGGCCUACAACCCCUGCACGGGCGCCUGGCUGAGGCUGGCCGACCUCCAGGUGCCCCGGAGCGGUCUGGCCGCCUGCGUGAUCAGCGGGCUCUGCUACGCCGUGGGGGGGAGGAACAACGCCCCCGACGGGAACAUGGACUCCAACACCUUGGACUGCUACAACCCCAUGAACAACCGCUGGCUGCCGUGCGCCCCCAUGAGCGUGCCGCGCAACCGCAUCGGGGUGGGCGUGAUCGACCGGAUGAUCUACGCGGUGGGCGGGUCCCACGGGUGCUACCAUCACAACAGCGUGGAGAGAUAUGACCCCGACAGAGACCAGUGGAACCUGGUGGCCCCCAUGCUGACGCGGCGCAUCGGCGUGGGCGUGGCCGUCAUCAACCGGCUGCUGUACGCCGUCGGGGGCUUCGACGGGACCAACCGUCUCAGCUCGUCGGAAUGCUACAACCCCGAGAAGGACGAGUGGAACACCAAGGCCUCCAUGAACACCGUGCGCUCCGGAGCAGGCGUCUGCGCCCUGGGGAACCGCAUUUACGUGAUGGGCGGCUAUGACGGCACCAACCAGCUGAACACGGUGGAGCGCUACGAAGUGGAGACGGACACCUGGAGCUUCGCCGCCUCCAUGAGGCACCGCCGGAGCGCUCUGGGCGUCACCACGCUGCACGGACGCAUCUACGUCCUGGGCGGCUACGACGGGGACACCUUCCUGGACAGCGUGGAAUGCUACGAGCCCGAGACGGACACGUGGUCCGAGGUGACGCGCAUGACGUCGGGGAGGAGCGGCGUGGGCGUGGCCGUCACCAUGGAGCCCUGCCAAAAAGAGUGCCAGGUGCCCAAUAGUAACUGCGGCGCCUCGUCUUCCUACUCGUGCGGGGACUCCUCCCAUCACAUGACCAGGCACGGCGAGUCUGGAAAUCGGGGGGGAGGGGGCAACCCUUCCCCCUCCCCUAAGGCUUUCAGAAGAAAGUAACCCCUUGCAGAGAUCUCAAUAAAUGUAUGAUUUGUUUCUGAUUCGAGAGUGUUUGAUUCACUCUGCUCCGACUCGCAUGUUCAGGCGUAGAAAUAGCCAUGUUCAAUCUAUUUCUAUGCUACUCGCCUCCGACUGGAGCAACAUCCCCUUUUGGACCAAUGUCUCCCAGGUUCAAGAAAUGGGAGAGAAGGGCUGAAUAUUCAAAAGGCCAAUGAGGAAGCAUCCAGGGGUUCUUUUUUUUUAUUUCUUUUUUUCCUACUUCAAGACCAGCCUGUGCAGACCAACCAAAUCUAAGGGGGGGGGGGGGGGGGGGGGG